Messenger RNA from Lactuca saligna, 1578 nucleotides. The record is from the annotation of a GenBank genome assembly. NCBI's taxonomy places the organism in Eukaryota, Viridiplantae, Streptophyta, Magnoliopsida, Asterales, Asteraceae.
CUCAUAGAUUGUUGAUAACUUUCUCCUCCUCAAAAAGGUGUCUUUACAAAAUUGUGAAGGUACUGAUGAUAUCACCCAUGCCAUUUUUCGUGCUAGUAUGCGUGUUUUGUUGCUACAAGUUUUGCCUAAACGGCAAAAAGACAUAAAUAUGGCUUUCAAGCAUCAUUGAGCACUAGAUUACAUCAUUACACACAUUCCGUAUCAAGACUACAACAAAAUGUGAGCCUUUUCCCCAAUAUGCCAUAAAAUGCAUGCAUUUUCUUCUCUACAAUUUGAAUUUGCAGGCAUGAACAUCCUCUCAAAGCUUGCAUUGGAUUCUGGCAUGAAUCCUUAUAUCCAUGUUGCCUACCGUCAGAUGUUUGCUUCAGUCACCCUCGGCCCUUUGGCAUAUUUCGUCGAAAGAGGGAAAAGACCUCGAAUGACUUGGUCGAUUUUUAUCCAAAUUUUCUUCUGUUCGAUUUUUGGGUUGACAGCAAACCAAAUCACAUACUUUGUUGGUUUAAAGAACUCGACGCCAACCAUUGCAUGUGCGUUAUCAAAUCUCCUUCCAGCACUCACUUUUGUCCUUGCCGUCAUCUUCAAGCAAGAAAAUGCAAAGUUAAAGACAUUGGCUGGACAAGCAAAGUUGAUGGGAACAUUAAUCGGGGUGGGGGGUGCCAUGCUCUUGUCUAUGUACCAUGGACCUGUUGUACCAAUUGGUGAAUCAGGCAUUGACGUAAACAUUAUGAAGAAUACGAUCACCAAAGAUCCGAAUGGGGAUACUCAAGGGAAUCUCAUUGGUCCAAUUUUAAUCAUCAUCAGUGCUUUCACUUGGGCAAUUUGGUUUAUUAUCCAAGCAAGAAUGGGCAACAUGUAUCCAGCACCCUAUUCGAGCUCAGCGUUGAUGAUGGCAAUGGCCACAUUUGAAUGCUCAGUAUUUGGUCUGAUCAUGGAGCCGCACUUGCAUGAAUGGUCUCUUGUUCCACCCAUCAGGGCCAUCUCAUGUAUUUACUCGGGAGUCGUAUGUUCCGGAAUAGGCGUUUGCAUGAUGUCAUGGUGCAUCGAUAAAAAAGGCCCCCUCUUUGUUUCUGUGUUUAGCCCCUUAUUGUUGGUCAUCGUUGCAGCACUCAGCUGGGCACUUCUACGUGAAAAGUUAUACCUUGGAACGCUGCUAGGGUCACUCAUGAUCGUGUUGGGACUGUAUUGUGUGUUGUGGGGAAAGAGCAAGGAAAUGGAGUUUGUGCAAAAGGAAGAAGAGUUACAAGACACAAAGGAGGAUAUGGAAAUGCAGUGAUCAUAUAUUAAACUUUGAAAUAAAAAUAUAUUAAAAUGAAAAAUGGUUUCAAUUUCUAGUUGUUGAGUUCUAUCAUAAGCAUAUUUGUCGUAUCCAUUCACAAUAAUUAAAUAGAAUUACUUAGAGGAAGCUUUGGUAUUUGAUAGAAUUAGUAGGACUCCUAAUGUUUUCUAAUUAAGUUCCAUUCUUGUAGUUUAAUAUUAGCUGAUGAAAAAUUAAAAGCACCAUGUUCACUGAUUUGCCUAUGUUAAACGUUUCAUCCUAUUGUUAAAACACGUGAAUAAAAUAAUACGUGUUAAAAUACG